AUGGCUGAGCUUAUUGGAAUGGGGUUAACAGGAUUUGGAGUGUUUUUCCUGUUCUUUGGAAUGAAUCUCUUUUUUGACAAAGCACUACUGGCUACUGGAAAUGUUUUACUGACUAAUGGAAAUGUUUUAUUUGUGGGUGGCUUGGCUUUUGUAAUUGAUUUAGAAAGAACAUUCAGAUUCUUCUUCCAAAAACAUAAAAUGAAAGCUACAGGAUUUUUCCUGGGUGGUGUAUUUGUAGUCCUUAUUGGUUGGCCUUUGAGAGGCAUGAUCUUUGAAAUUAAUGGAUUCUUUCUCUUGUUCAAGGAUUUCUUUCCUGUGGUAACUGGCUUUAAUAUAAGAGUGCCAGUCCUUGGAUCCCUCUUGAAUUUACCUGGAAUUAGAUCAUUUGUAGAUAAAGUUGGAGAAAGCAACAAUAUGGUAUAA
This is a messenger RNA of Choloepus didactylus (southern two-toed sloth), 423 nucleotides long. Its product is annotated as vesicle transport protein GOT1B-like. Gene Ontology annotation, biological process: retrograde transport, endosome to Golgi; endoplasmic reticulum to Golgi vesicle-mediated transport. The record is from RefSeq and is a predicted model, not a curated record. NCBI's taxonomy places the organism in Eukaryota, Metazoa, Chordata, Mammalia, Pilosa, Megalonychidae. Gene Ontology annotation, cellular component: endoplasmic reticulum; membrane. The transcript is spliced from 2 exons. Bases 1 to 423 code for a protein of 140 amino acids.